UGAACAUCAUGAGAAUGACUAUCGGGAACAUUCUCACGGAAAAGAAUACAGACUUGGAGGAAAUCACAUGUAUUAUAUCUGUCUUCUACGGAAUGUUUACCGCUUUGCAAAUGAAUAAGCAUGUAUUUCAUUUUCAGAAAAUUUCAUAACAUUAACGAUUGACCUCGAAGGUGUUAAUUAUAAUCGUGUUUCAACCAUGUUGUCGCAGUGGAGAACACCGGAAACCAUCCUAGUCCACACUUUAUAUGUUUGGUUUUCAAAGAUGGCGUCGAGAAGGAAAAACGUGACUCGAGCUGAAGAAAGUAAAGAUGAAAAACAAGAAAUACAGACGAUUCCUCGACCCAACAUCUCACGUGUUAAGAACAAACAGAUACGAUCUGAGUUAUAUCGUAAAAUGAAAGCUGAGAAACGUAAAGAAAAGCUGAAAGAGAAGAAGCGAGAGAAACAAGAGGCUGAAGCAAUGGGUGAAGAGGCUCCUCCCAAAAAGGUGCCAAAGACAAUCGAGAGUAUGCGUGUAUUUGACGAGACAAUGGUCAACACCCAGGAUGAAGAGGUUAUGAAAGAUGAGUCUCAAGAUGAGAUGUCCUCAUACUUCAAUAGAAAGACAACACCCAAGAUUCUCCUCACAACAACUGACAGACCCACCACUAGAACAAGAAAGCUGUGCAAAGAGUUGAAGAAAGUUAUUCCGAACAUUGAGAUUUACAAACGACGGGCACUAGAUCUGAAGAAAGUAAUCCCUCAAGCACUUGCCAAAGAUUUCACAGAUAUUCUGGUCAUUAAUGAAGACAGAAAGGAACCCAAUGGUUUAGUAAUCUCUCAUCUACCGGAUGGACCCACAGCACAUUUCAAGAUGUCUAGUGUUAGACUGACAACAGAUAUCAAGAAAUUAGGCCGUGUGACUGACCACCACCCAGAGGUGAUGCUAAACAACUUCAACACACGACUAGGCCACACUGUGGGUCGUCUCCUGGCCUCCCUCUUCCCACAUGACCCAGAGUUCCAAGGGCGGCGUGUGGCCACCUUCCACAACCAGAGAGACUUCAUAUUCUUCAGGCAUCACAGAUAUGAAUUCAGAAAUUCAAAGAAAGUUGGACUUCGUGAAUUAGGUCCAAGAUUCACUCUAAAGCUGAGAUCACUUCAGAAAGGAACAUUUGACUCCAAAUAUGGGGAAUACGAAUGGAUACAUAAGCGCCAUGAAAUGGACACGAGCAGGAGGAAGUUCUUCUUGUGAGGACACUAUCAUAUGGUGCAGUUGAUCACUCGUGACGUUUCCCAAACAAAAGACAUUGUUGGACAUUCACAAACCAACUGGUUGAAUGAAUGUCAGUGACUCAUUACCACUUGGUGGGGAUGGACUGAUGUGUCCUUACAUGUACAGACUGUAAAUAAAUGUCUUU
Molecule: messenger RNA, 1400 nt
Organism: Haliotis rubra (blacklip abalone)
Lineage: Eukaryota; Metazoa; Mollusca; Gastropoda; Lepetellida; Haliotidae
Product: ribosome production factor 1-like
Exons: 10
Coding region: 197-1234 (345 amino acids)
Biological process (GO): maturation of LSU-rRNA; maturation of 5.8S rRNA
Cellular component (GO): nucleolus; preribosome, large subunit precursor
Molecular function (GO): rRNA primary transcript binding
Source: RefSeq, a predicted model, not a curated record